Westerdykella ornata is the source of this 1927-nucleotide messenger RNA. RefSeq names its product HK-domain-containing protein. Bases 335 to 1927 code for a protein of 530 amino acids. The record is from RefSeq and is a predicted model, not a curated record. Gene Ontology annotation, cellular component: cytoplasm. Lineage: Eukaryota; Fungi; Ascomycota; Dothideomycetes; Pleosporales; Sporormiaceae. Gene Ontology annotation, biological process: thiamine biosynthetic process. Gene Ontology annotation, molecular function: thiamine-phosphate diphosphorylase activity; magnesium ion binding; ATP binding. The transcript has 2 exons.
GUCCUAGCAGAUCGGGUCACGGGAUCUGACCAUUCACUGCGGCACUCCUUCCUACUUAGGUACACUACUCUACGUGCCUUCCAAGUAUGUCCCUCAUGGUAGUCUGCAAUUCUUCCCCCCCCUCAUCCCAUCCGCUCUCCCAUCCUUCUCUCACCUCUCCUCCGUCGCCUUCUCCCUCUUCUUCGAUUGUUAUGCGUCAUUCGGAUGCCCCGCUUCUGUCCAUGCAACCCCUGAGCAACCCUCCUCGGAGCAUCAACAUGCGUAGCAAGAAAAGAGGAUCAUACUGUGUUUUACGUUGGGAAUCCCGCUUUUCGAGACUGACCUGAACAGUACCAUGGCACCCCAAGUCGACUACUCCAUCUACCUGGUCACUGACUCAACCGAGCCCAUUCUUGGCCAACGGGAUCUGGUCGCUGUUGUCGAAGAGGCUCUGAAAGGAGCAUGUCGGAAAUACAAUGUCCCCCUUGUCAUCAAUGACCGUGUCGAUGUUGCUCUCGCCGUAGGCUGCGAAGGCGUGCAUCUAGGUCAAGAUGACAUGCAGGUGCAGUCAGCUCGCAAACUACUGGGGCCCGACAAGAUCAUUGGAGCAACAGUCUCGAAUAUCGACGAGGUCCGCAUUGCCGUCGAGCAAGGAGCUGACUAUCUCGGUAUUGGGACGUUGUAUGCCACCGCCACGAAGAAAAACACCAAAGACAUUAUCGGGGUGAACGGUGUCAGGAAGAUUCUGAGCUAUCUGGGAAAUCACGAGGACGCGAAGUUUAAGAACGUCAAAACCGUCUGUAUAGGAGGCGUCAACCUAUCUAAUAUCCAGCUCAUCAAGCACAAACUAUUCGCUCCUGGCCCGGCGGAUGUUCAUGGCUCGCGGAAGACCAUCGAUGGUGUUGCCAUCGUCAGUGCCAUCAUGUCUCAUACUGUCAACCCUCAAGAAGCAGCAGCAGCCCUCAAGGAGGCAUGGAAUGCUAUGCCCGCCUUCGGACGCCCUGUUGAGUACCAACCGACACGCCACCCCUCUCUUAAUGAGGAGUUUAUUGCCCUCCGAACCUCGACCCAGCACUGCAUGUGCAACGUACAUGAGGCCUCUCCACUCUCCCACAACAUGACCAACUUGGUUGUGCAGAACUUCGCCGCGAGCCUAGCCCUCGCCAUCGGGGCAUCUCCCAUCAUGUCCAACAAUGGAGCCGAAGCCGGAGAUCUCGCGGCCCUCGGAGGCGCACUGGUAAUCAACAUGGGGACAUCUACUCCUCAGACAUUGGUAAACCAGCGCCAGGCCAUACAAGCUUACAACAAGCAGGGCCGACCGGUGGUCCUUGAUCCCGUAGGAGCGGGAGCAACAGCUGCAAGAAAAGAGGCAUUGCAGUAUCUCAUGGAUAGCGGCUACUUCGACGUCAUCAAGGGGAACGAGAAGGAGAUCCUUGCCGUAGCUAUCGCAUCUGGCUGCAUACCGAGCAAGCAAGGCAGCAAACAGCGAGGCGUCGACAGCGGCGCAUCCACCCUGGGCAAAGCGGAAAAGGCGUACUACGUCUCGUAUCUGGCCCGCCGGGAACGCAACAUUGUACUCAUGACGGGUGAGACGGACAUCGUCAGCGAUGGCGUCCGCACGUACGCCAUCUCGAACGGGCACGAGUACCUGGGACUCGUGACCGGGAGCGGAUGCACGCUCGGGACGACCAUUUCGGCGUAUUUGGCGGCGAAUCCAGAGGACAAGCUGCAUGCGGUUGUGGCGGCGAUAUUGCAUUUUGAGCUUGCUGCCGAAGAUGCGGCGAAGAGGGAGGAUGUGCAGGGUCCGGGGACUUUUAUUCCGGCCUUCAUUGAUGAGCUGUGGAAGAGGCGGAAGGGUGCUGUUGAGGGGAGGAAUGACUGGAACGAGCGUGCGCGGGUGAGCAGAUUUGACGGGAUCGCCGAUCUGGGCGUCUUGAAGGAGUUCUGA